Molecule: messenger RNA, 337 nt
Organism: Stylophora pistillata
Lineage: Eukaryota; Metazoa; Cnidaria; Anthozoa; Scleractinia; Pocilloporidae
Product: large ribosomal subunit protein uL15
Biological process (GO): translation
Cellular component (GO): ribosome; cytosolic large ribosomal subunit
Molecular function (GO): structural constituent of ribosome
Source: RefSeq, a predicted model, not a curated record
UUUCUCUCUCUCUCCUUUCCAAGAUGACUGCUAGGCUAAAGAAGACUCGAAAACUGCGAGGCCAUGUGAGUCACGGUCAUGGUCGUGUUGGAAAGCACAGGAAGCAUCCUGGUGGCCGUGGAAAUGCAGGAGGACAGCAUCAUCAUAGGAUAAAUUUUGAUAAAGGUUACUACAAGGUUCUUGGCAAAGGUCUUCUUCCCAAACAACCAGUGAUUGUUAAAGCAAAGUUUUUCAGUCGCAGAGCUGAAGAAAAGAUCAAGGAAGUUGGAGGCGCUUGUGUCCUUGUGGCAUAAAAAAUUAUGCAACUGUACAAAAUAAUAAAAGUUUUCUGGUUGGA